Molecule: messenger RNA, 4390 nt
Organism: Nylanderia fulva
Lineage: Eukaryota; Metazoa; Arthropoda; Insecta; Hymenoptera; Formicidae
Biological process (GO): regulation of DNA-templated transcription
Cellular component (GO): nucleus
Molecular function (GO): RNA polymerase II cis-regulatory region sequence-specific DNA binding; DNA-binding transcription factor activity, RNA polymerase II-specific; ATP binding
Source: RefSeq, a predicted model, not a curated record
GUGGCUGGGGGCGGCAGCCUCAAAAAUACACCGCAACCACACCGCGCGGCUCCACCGCAGAAGCCGCCAUCUUCCACCGCCGAACCGAAACGAGACCGCGCGAGUUAAACACCCUAUCCUACUUCCUCCGAGUAGAAGCUGCCCUGCCACCCGCCGAAGCAACGGCCAGGUGAAGAAUCACCAUCGCCGCGACCGCGACCAGCUCUGGCACCAUCCGGUGAAAAACAUCCGCGAGGGAUAUCUCCGCGCGAUCCACGCGGCGGAAAAAUUUCGGAUCGCAGUGUUGACGUGCGCGCACCAAGAUGUACCAUCGAUGGAUCGCGAUCGUCGGCUGGAUCAUUACGAGUUGAAGGCUCCACGAAAGUCUGUGUUCAAGUUUCUCCGAUUGUCAUUUACGGUUUGACACCGUUCCUGUGAUUGAUCAAGACUUCGAUCGACGAGAGAGAGAUACACGUGACAGAUGCUGUGCGCGGUACUCGCCAAAGUUUCGCGAAACUUGGCGCGGUGAGCGCGAAAACAUAGCGAUUUGAAAAAAAAAAAAAAACUCUUUUCGAUAUAUAUAUAUAUAUCCUGGUAUAUAAUUUUAGUGGAAAAAAAAAUGGUGAGCGAAUUUGAUUGCCAUCGAGGAUAAAAAUCGCUGGCGCGAGAUGGUGUUUUAAACGAUACGUGUGAUAUUAAAAAAUAAAGGUACGAGUCUGUUCGGAUCUUCGGAUUUCCGUGUUUCGUGCGCAGCCACGAGUGUUUCUUCGUCGAAGAUAAGAAGACGGAAGACUCGAUCAAAGAAUCAGAUAUAAGGGUCGCCGAGAUUGCCGACGAUUCCAAUAAAACGAAUUUUCUCCGCGAGUUGGCAAUCGAGACGAAGAAGAAUUUGCAAACGGAUGCUUCCGCUCGCGGCAGGAUAAUGAAAUAAGGAUCAAAGGAGCCUAGGGCCCCGCGAGGGCCGAGAAAAGCCGCCGAGGAACUGCGCGCGUGCCACUCUCGGAGAAAACAAAUUCGAUUCUCGCUGGCAGGAGAUAUCAGCGUGCAUUCGUAAUGCGUUCUUUGCCGUUGACGAGACCACGAGUUUACGCUUGCGAGAUACUUGAACGAUCGUCGAGUCGGCCUGAUACAUUCACGACCAAUCGUAAACGUCGAGAUAUGACAAACGAUCGAUUCUAAUGAGGAAACUUGAAUUUGCAGAAUAAACAGAUUGCAAUAAAAAUUGAUAAAGUUAUAUACAUAUAUAUAUAUAUAUCACAAACGCAAACGUAUCAUCCAAGGACCAAGCAUCAUAUCGACAUUGAUCGAGAAAGAAAUCGAUUUUCUCACGUGUACAAUUACUUUGUCUAAAAUUUGGAAAAAAUCCCACGUAAACAAUUGAGCAACCGAGCUCAUCCGGAAAGCUUGCAGGGAAAGGUGAUAUCUCGAGCGAGAGAACUAAUGAUAUCGUUCUCAUGACGAAUCCUUCGCGAGAUGCUCGACCCGAGGAUCGGCCUGCCGGCCUAAACUAUCCUGAUCCUAGGUCAGUGCGUGGUGGUCACCAGCCGCAUCAAGCGAAUCCGGUGAGCCAGAUCGGCGGGCCGAGAAUACGGAAAACUCGGGCCUCAUCCUCGAGGAGAAGAAUGCACCUGGCUAACGAGGUCCCUCCUCAAGGUUCAACCGGCGGAAAUCACCUCCCCGAUUAUGCUCUCACCGCUGAUUUGCUCGCCGAGAGAACACUGGAUGGGCUUCUCGCCGAGCAUCCCGGAGAACUCAUUCGCACAGGUUGCCCACAUGUGGUUUGCACGGUAUUGCCGUCACAUUGGAGGUCUAACAAGACCUUGCCGGUAGCCUUUAAGGUAGUAGCUCUCGGCGAGGUCGGAGACGGUACCCUCGUGACUGUACGAGCCGGAAACGAUGAAAAUUGUUGCGCGGAAUUGCGAAAUUCUACCGCCCUAAUGAAAAAUCAAGUCGCCAAAUUCAACGAUCUCAGGUUCGUCGGUAGAAGUGGCAGAGGGAAGAGCUUCACCCUGACGAUCAUGCUGCAGACAUCGCCGCCGCAGGUGGCCACGUUGUCGAAGGCGAUCAAGGUGACCGUGGACGGUCCCAGGGAGCCGCGUUCAAAGACACGACAUCAGGCCUUUCAUCCCUUUCACUUCGGGCCUCGUCCGUUCCCUUUCGGACACCCGCAGGACCCGUUGGGAUUUAAGCUGUCGGGAUUGCAACACCUGGGUCUUGAGCAAGGAGCGGGCCAGGGAUGGGGCGGGUUACCCCGAGGAUCUCUACCACCGCACUGUCUUCCACCUCCCCCCGGCCACCAUCCGCACACACAUCCACAACCAACAGUUGGUGCAUCGGCCUUCAACCCUUUCCACCAUGCCAUCGAACAAAGAUCCCCGAGGCUGCCUGGACCUAACGCCGAAUCCGCAAGGGGCGACUUGGGUCCUAUCAGCGUGUCCGUCCGAGAAGUGACGCCGACAACAUCACCCGGGAACCCUGGACCAGGCCUGCUGACGACGGCCUCCGUGACAGCGUCGACGCCUCCCACCGAGUCGACCACUACCACGACGCCCAACUCAUCCGGGCAUCACUCACAUUUUCAAGGUUUUCAUUUACUGGGUGCUACAGGAUCUAUCUUCGGAUCGAUAUUCGCGCCAUUAUUACCGCAAUCCUCUUGGCUCUAUAACCCUCUGUACCAUACGCAGCAGUACAUCCUGGAGCCGGAAUGGCACGCUCUGGCUCUGAGGAUGGCCCAGCAGCGACUUCAGAGACCGGAUCAGGCCCGAUUGGAGGAGCUCAGAAAACUCAGAAGCAGCAGCGACAGUCCUGAGAGCAGUACGAAGGACGAAGAGCGACGGGGAGAUGAUCAAGGCGUUUUACGUCAAUCCGGAUUAGAUAGUCCAGACGAUAGCAUCGAGGUGGACGAUAGAAACGAUCAGGAUUUGAAUAGAGACCGCGUGAGAAGUGACGAAUCUAUACCCGAGCAAGAUUCUCCGAGAAUCUCGCCGAUCAGAAGCGAUUUGGAAGACGCAGCGUCCACGGACGCUACUUUCCAGGAAGCGUCGAUUCACUUACGGCAAAGCAUAGAGAAUUUGAAUGACUCGGAUCUUCAGAUCGAUCAGGAACAGGUCGCUCGUCGCGGUGAUCUUACUGUGAAAAUUCGUUUAGAGGGCACGGUCGAUCUUAGCACGAAGAAAGGCCAGGAUAAAGAAAACGUCGGUCAGGAUCUGACGACGCGAAGAAAGGAGGAUGGAAUAGACGUCGAGAGAGAAGCCAUCCGAUCACGAAGAGAGAGAAGUCCCAAGCCUAGACAGGUGUGGAGACCUUAUUAAGAAUUAAAACAAUAAUAUAGUCGUUCCGCGAGAAUCCAUCGAGCGCGACGAUUUUAACGAAUUCCAUGAUCAAGACGACGAUUAAAAUAAAUAUGGUCCGUAGAUAAAUUUUAUUAUCGUGUGUUCUUCUCUCGAAAAGAAAAACUUGAUUUUUAUCGAGAAAUAGCGCAUGCGCUGAUUAAUCUCGUCUCGAUGAUUCGAGAUUAAAUUCGGAAGCAGAGCUUGCACGAUGUUGUAGAUAAAUGUUUAGCAAUGCUAAGCGAUAUAUCAUCAUCGUCAAGUUGUUGAGAAAUAAAUGGAACACGCUCAUAGAACAUCUCGCGCGAUGUAACCCCCGCGGUGAAACGUCUACUUGAAAAUUAUGUAUCAAAAUUUUCGGGCGAACCUUUUGUCGGAGUUACUUAUCUAUCCCUAUGCCCAUUGCGGUAUCGUCUAAGAACUGUCAUGGACUCGAGGACUAACCAGGGUUUACGUUCGCAUAUAGUAUGUACAUAUACAAUAUAACGUCCGAUUAUUAUCUAGGUUAAUGUUUCAAAUACACGUUAAGCACCAUCCUCCCGUCAUUCCGAUUAAGAAUACUUAAACUUGCUGAAUGUCUCAUCGACUACACGAGUACGCGGUUAAAACACGCCUGCGCGCGCAUACGAUUCUGAAAAAUAAUCUUUUUUAAAUCAGGCUGUAUUUUUCAUGACAUCGUUUUUCAAGUUAUUUCCUCAGAAUAUUGUACCAUCAAUGUUUUUUGAAAAAAAGAUUUGAGUAAAGAAAAUACUCGUGUAGCAGAUGACAUUUAGUUUCCCGGUACAAGCGAAAUUACGAGUAGUUGACGUUGUAAAUAAAUACCACAAUCCUAAAAACUUCAAAUCCUGGCCAAGUCACAUCCUCUAUCGAAUUGUCUCUUUUUUUGGAGACUAAACGUCGUCGUCGUUUGAGGCGAAAAAAAUAUCGAUAUAUGGAAAAACUUCAUUGUAUAAUUAUAUCGUUCAUAAGAUCCACAAAUUGUUUUAACGACAUUGUAUGUAUGCGUGACUAUUGGCCUUAAUCAAAAUCAUUCAUUGUUUAAGUACGUCAUCACGAAUAAAGUAAUAUCAUCCGUUCCACGA